AUGCCCUCGGAGGCCUCCUUAGUCGAGUUCGACGUGAAGACCAGCAGCCUCUCGUUCCGGCGGACCAUGUCGCCGACCAGUGGCCAGUCUCCGCCGGCCUUGGGCAUCCGAGCCAUCGGGAGCAGGAACUUGGUCAACCCGGCGGCUGCCAAGACCCCGGUCAGGCCCCGGGGGGUCUUCACGUAG
Molecule: messenger RNA, 186 nt
Organism: Spirodela intermedia
Lineage: Eukaryota; Viridiplantae; Streptophyta; Magnoliopsida; Alismatales; Araceae
Source: the annotation of a GenBank genome assembly